This is a messenger RNA of Scatophagus argus, 2238 nucleotides long. RefSeq names its product purinergic receptor P2Y13 (gene p2ry13). The transcript is spliced from 4 exons. Lineage: Eukaryota; Metazoa; Chordata; Actinopteri; Scatophagidae. Gene Ontology annotation, biological process: G protein-coupled receptor signaling pathway; negative regulation of adenylate cyclase activity. Gene Ontology annotation, cellular component: membrane. Gene Ontology annotation, molecular function: G protein-coupled purinergic nucleotide receptor activity. The coding region runs from base 265 to 1311 and encodes 348 amino acids. The record is from RefSeq and is a predicted model, not a curated record.
GAGGGAGGUCUCUCAAUGCAGAUCGCGAAAUGAGUCCGUGGCUUUGGUGUUUGCCAAUCAACAGUUACUGAGACUGACGCAAGCUAGUAAAGGAAAGGGGGACUGGCACGGAGCAGAACAAGACUCCGUGCAAACAAUUGGAACAGGAAGCGAGGAAGGAAAGGGUCUUUCACCCGGAGGAAGACUGGCAAACGCAUUGGGAUUGUGACAAGACAGCCACACAGUAGCUCCAGAGACCACCCAUUGUCCACUGAAGAUCAGAAGAUGAACAACACCCUGUCAAACACUUCCAUCAAGUGUGUGCGGGAUACCAGUGUGACAGCUGUGGUUUUCCCCUGCCUGUAUAGUAUCCUCUUCAUAGUCGCCAUGAUACUGAAUUCCCUGGCUGCAUGGAUCUUCUUCAGCAUCCCCAGCACUUCAACAUUCGUGGUCUUUCUAAAAAACGUGGUGGUGGCUGACUUGCUGAUGACUCUGACCAUCCCUCUGAGAGUCUUAAGUGAUGCAGGUGUGGGCUCCUGGCAACUACGCGCCUUCCACUGCCGAUACUCUGCCGUUCUCUUUUACAUCACCAUGUACAUCAGCAUCCUCUUGCUGGGCCUCAUCAGCCUGGACCGCUACCUGAAGAUAGUCAUGCCCUUUGGGAAGUGUGUCCUGCAGCGGGUUGGUGUAGGUCAGGUGCUGAGUGCAGCCAUCUGGGUGGUAAUGCUAUCUUUAGCAUUACCCAAUGUUAUCCUGAGUGACCAGCCACCACGGUUCUCUGGAGGCAGACUGAAGUGCACGUCCAUGAAGAGCAAAGCCGGCUUGCUCUGGCACGAAGGAUUCAACUACUUCUGUCAGGUGAUUUUCUGGGGCACGCUAGCCUUGAUGGUGGUUUGCUACACUUUCAUCAGCAAGCGGGUUUAUGAAUCAUACAAAACCUCAAAGAGCAGGUCUCAAACAGCCACUCGCAGAACCAAGGCAAAGGUUUUUGUGGUGGUGGGAGUGUUUUUCGUCUGCUUCGCCCCAUUUCACUUUGCUCGCGUUCCCUAUACUUUAACCCAGACGGGCAGCAUGGCGAGUCAUUGCCAGGCACAGAACGCGCUCUACAUUGCCAAGGAAACCACCCUGUGGCUGUCAGCCACUAACAUAUGUCUGGACCCACUUAUCUAUGUGUUCCUCUGUAAGCUGUUUAGAAAAAGACUGACGGCCACACUGUACCGUAAGCCAAUCCACAAUGGCACCAUGGAGUCUGCCACAGCAACAUCGACUCAGCUGGAGAUGUCACAGAUAACCAAAAGUAACAGACUGUCAUAUAAAGGGAUACCCCAGUAACAAUACAAGUAAACAGUGUGUGUGAGUGGACGAUGUACAACAGGACAGAAUUAAUAACUGUAGCUGUUGGGAUGAGAAGUAAAUGUAAAUAGCACUUUAUCUUCAUGGCACAUGUUGUAAAAUGAAUGCAAUGUGAUCAAAAUGUCAAACAUGUCUGGAGGUUGCCUUGAGAAUUCAUGCCAACGAUGAUUACUGUUUAUGAUGCAGUACCAACCAAGCACUUCUGGUCCAAGUUUGCCAACUCAUCCACCACACUUCCUCCUAUCACUUUCUACUUCCUGUACUCUAAUCUUGUUUAAACUGUACUUUCCCUUAAAACAUCUUGAGCACACAUUCUCAGAGGAUUACACCACACACAGUGUGACCAAGAAUGCAUGCAUGCAUAAAGAUUGCAAUAGAAUUUGCUUAAAGCUAUAACUGCUGAGUAAUACAAAAAUAAUAAUAAAAUUCAUAUUCAUAUUUUUCAUACUACAAUGGCAUGGUGUGGAGGAGUUUUAAUAUGAAUCUUAAUAAAAAAUAGUGUUUUUAUGGGACAACUAAGUUGAGGUCGUAGGAUAGUUGAGCCUGCAUUUGUCAUAAAAGAAAGCGUAUAUUAUAUGCACUGCUGCACGUGCACCAGUGCAGCAACAAAGGCAGCCAACAGGAAUGGGGGGACAAAACCACCUAAACGCAGUUGCUCUGCCACAGUGAUGUACACAGAAGCCGUUGAUAUGAUUCAGUUCAUAUGCUCAAGAUCAUGUAAAAUAUAACAGAGGAAAUGAAAGGGAAAAACACAUCUAAAUAACACCCAGCAAAGCUGCAAACAUCGACAAGCAGGACUUUUCACAAUAUUGCAGUAGCUUCAGUACGUCAUUAAUUUUGAAUUGAAUAAGAGGAUUAAAAAAAACAUAUAAAACUGGAAUAAAUUCACUUUUUCAACACCCAGAA